Messenger RNA from Aspergillus homomorphus CBS 101889, 2631 nucleotides. RefSeq lists its product as uncharacterized. The transcript has 5 exons. The record is from RefSeq and is a predicted model, not a curated record. NCBI's taxonomy places the organism in Eukaryota, Fungi, Ascomycota, Eurotiomycetes, Eurotiales, Aspergillaceae. The coding region runs from base 1 to 2631 and encodes 876 amino acids.
AUGGACCCCUUCAGCACCCUACCCUAUGAGCUCCUAUCUUCAAUCAGCGAGGAAGCUGCUGAUUGGGCUGGGCUUGACAGUCUGAUUCAAGUUUCGCCACGCAUCGCCGCACUGUUCACCCCGGAGGAAGGUUUGGAUCAAGCUCACCCCGAUGCUAUAAAUCUUGUUGAGAACAUCCUGCGUACAAACCCAGUGAUGAGCUAUCAACUACACCAGUUUUUCCGGAUAUGUGCGGAUCUCCGGCGCCCUUCCUUCUCCUCUGGAUGCAACCUGACUCUAGCCGAGUUUAUGGCGCAGGAUUAUUUAUCACCUUUGAGCCCUACCUCUAUAACCGGUACUAUACUGCGGGAUAUGGUCCGGGUUGCAGCUAAUAUCCAGCGACUGGCCUGCGCCUGCCUAACCACCUUUCUGGCACGCGUUCGAGCGGUGCAACCGAGAAGCUAUGGUCGGGAUACGGCCGGGAAGUUGAAGGGGGGAGAACCAUAUCCACAGCGAGAAGCCGGCCCCCCGUCUUGGGUGGAGGAGUACCGUGUUUAUCGGGCUCUGUGGCAUUUGCAGCUGUAUUCAGAUGUAUGGAAUGUUUCUCUCCAGCUAGACUGGCCGAUUAACGAGCUCCAUCUCUAUCUACGCACUUCAGGCUUUCCUGUCCCUACAGAAAAGCCUAAGAAAGGUGUGAUACGCGGAGGAGAACCUACAGGUGAUGAAAUGCGCGCAGUAUCAGAGUGUCUCCAGGAUAUUUGUACUCAUCCGAAUUUGUCGGACCCACUGGUUGCAGCUGCCGACACCUUCUACCUGCGAUUCUGGCUAGAGUUGCCCAACGCAUUAUCUCUUGGACGUCACGAUUCUCUAAUCUGUGACUUCAGGGCUUGGAGUCCUCCACCCCUACCACCUUCUGAGGAGGACACGUGCAAGCCUGUUGCGGGGCUAUGGGCCAACACUAUUUCUGCUACGGAGGGACGCAAUCUCCCCGGUAGUUCCGGGCCAAACAGGAGGGGGGCCGCCGCAGACUUCGUGGAUAAUGGCUUUGGUAUUGUCAUUGACCACGUGGAUACGCACGACAUACUGGAGUGCAACGACGGCAAUACCACGGUCAACACCAUCAGUCAACUUCAGAUUGAGGUUCUUCCCACCGAGGAUGCCAACUACAGUCGGCUGUGCAGCUUUACAUGCAACUAUGGAUAUUGUUCUGAAGGCGCAUGUGCCACAGUCAGCUCGCCAUUGACUAUUCCCAGCACCUCCCCCUUCACUCCUUUCGCCUGCGUGGCCGGAACAGGGGAAGACGACCUUGAAGGGUUGUGUUCCUACUCCUGCAAUUUUGGUUACUGUCCGAUUCAUUCAGGCACGUGUACGACAGAGGGGGUGUUGGUCGACGCUCCGGCGGCCAACUCUAGUCUUACGGGGGUUCCAGUGUCCACUGUCGUUUACAACCAGUAUCACGGCUUAUGCGAUUUCGCGUGUAGUCGAGGAUAUUGUCCUGAUAGUGCCUGUGAGCUGCGCUCCACUGUGGACUCUUCCACUGGUUCGACUGGACAUAAUUCCUCCAGCUCGUCCUCGGCGUCUAAUGUCUCUAACGACACUACAAUUGACUUACCACCGAGCCGACUAACGUUGAGAUAUCUGAAUCAAGUCCAGGUAACCGGCUGGGAAUUCUCGGCUGUGGUGAUCAGCGGAUCUACUGAUAGUCAAGUUACCGUUCAUCCCACGCCUCGUCUUCCCCCAAGUACAGUAAUCAUCACGGAUGAUCCCAACCCUCUGGAUCAAAGCUCUGUUACGCAUACCCCGCGGACGCGCACAGUCAUCAUUCCACCUUACCCCUGGGAUACUAGGGCCUACGGCAAGGACAGCAGCGACGACGACCUCAUAGUUCCCAAGCCCCCGACCAUCACCGUUGCCGAUAGUCCCGCUUGUAGUGGAAUCAGGUUUAUCUACAGCGACAUCGACACCGACGAUGACAACAAUACCGGUAGCACAACUGACAACGAAGACUCCGGUCCAGACAAAGGGUUCAACAGUAAUGAAAAUCCAGAUAACGACAACAAUGACGACGAAGAUAAUAAUAGCAGAAUUGAUUUUAGAUUGGGGGGCAUCAACAUCAACGGCAACUCGCCAGACCCCAAUACCAAUAAUGAAGACUCGAAUAAGAGUCAGACCUCCAAGGCUACUUCUACCUCCACCUGUACCCGCCAGACAUUCACUGAUACUUGGAUCUCGUGCACAUCGCUUAGCUCUACCUCAACCUCCUGCACGACCACUAGCACCCUCGUCGAGAUCAGCUGCUCCGUCACGGCCACCACUAUGACGACGAUUGUCACCGGCGACAGCUGUCCCUUUAUUAUCCCCAACAACGACCAGGGUAGCGAAGGUGGGCCCCUGGCCGACAGCGCCUGGUCCAGUAUCACAGACUACUCCUCAGGGUGGUACACGUAUCUGGGGUACACCGCCGACCCAGCCAAAACCGCCUCGACCACCACGGCGCGUAAAACCAGUACUAGCACUACAACUACAACCACGACCACCGCGGCCGCUUUAAUAUCUACUAAUACCAAGCUUCUAACCUACAGUAAGAAGUCCUCCAAGGCUUUAUUCCUCCGCGAGGAGGUGGGAAACAACAAACACACCUACAUCUAUUAG